AUGGCAUCAUCGGAGCAAUUAAUGGGAGUGGGAAGUGUUGGAGGUGGUGGUCCCCGAUACGUACAAAUGCAAUCAGAGCCAUCAACGCCGUUACAAGCACAAUCAUCAUCCAUCAUGUCGUCCUUCUUCUCUUUCCGUCAAGGUUCGACACCGGAAUCCGGUUGGAUUUUCGAUGAAUUACCGAAAGCCACUAUCGUCUCCGUCUCUAGACCUGACCCCAGCGAUAUUAGUCCUGUUCAAUUAUCUUACACUAUAGAAGUUCAAUACAAACAGUUCAAGUGGACAUUAUUGAAGAAAGCGGCGCAAGUGUUUUAUUUACAUUUUGCAUUGAAGAAACGUUUAUUUUUUGAGGAAAUUCACGAGAAGCAAGAGCAGGUUAAAGAAUGGCUUCAAAAUCUAGGAAUAGGAGAUCAUACGCCCAUGGUGCAUGAUGAUGAUGAUGCCGAUGAUGAGACUGUUCCAUUGAAUCAUGAUGAAAGUGCCAAAAACAGAGAUGUUCCGUCAAUAGCUGCUCUACCAGUUAUUCGUCCAGCAUUGGGAAGGCAGCAUUCGAUGUCAGACAAUGCAAAGGUUGCAAUGCAACAAUAUUUAAAUCACUUUUUAGGGAACAUGGAUAUUGUUAACUCCCGAGAGGUUUGCAAGUUUUUGGAGGUCUCUAAGUUGUCCUUUUUACCAGAAUAUGGCCCUAAGCUGAAAGAAGAAUAUGUUAUGGUGAAGCAUCUACCACAAAUAGUGAAGAAUGAUGAUUCCAGGAAAUGUUGUUCUUGCAGUUGGUUUAGUUGCUGUAAUGACAACUGGCAGAAGGUGUGGGUUGUUUUGAAACCUGGAUUUCUGGCGCUGCUGGCUGAUCCUUUUGCUACCAAACCUUUGGAUAUAAUUGUUUUUGAUUUAUUACCUGCUUCAGAUGGAAGUGGUGAAGGCCGAGUGUCAUUAGCAGCAGAAAUAAAGGAGCGGAAUCCUUUACGGCACGGUUUUAAGAUCCUUAAGCAAUCAAAUGGCCUCCAAGUCAAAUAUGAUCAUAAGAGAAUACCACCACCUAGACAGCCUGAACAAGACUUUAAGAAUCAAAAGCUCACAGUUACAUGUGAAAACAGAAGCAUAGACUUGAGAUCUAAAAGUGGUGCCAGAGUUAAAGAUUGGGUUGCUGCGAUUAAUGAUGCUGGGCUUAGGCCUCCUGAGGGUUGGUGUCAUCCUCAUCGCUUUGGUUCCUUUGCUCCUCCUAGGGGUUUGUCUGAAGAUGGUAGUCAGGCUCAAUGGUUUGUAGAUGGUAGGGCAGCUUUUGAUGCUAUUGCUUCAUCAAUUGAGAAUGCUAAAUCUGAGAUAUUUAUUUGUGGGUGGUGGCUGUGUCCAGAGCUUUAUCUACGACGUCCUUUUCUUGUUCAUGCCUCCUCUAGACUUGAUUCUUUGCUGGAAGCUAAAGCUAAACAAGGGGUUCAGGCAUCUAGGCACGUUAAGAUAUAUAUUCUUCUUUAUAAAGAGGUGGCUCUUGCUCUGAAAAUCAACAGUGUGUAUAGCAAGAGAAAGCUUCUUAGUAUUCAUGAGAAUGUGAGGGUGCUGCGGUAUCCUGACCACUUUUCUUCAGGUGUUUACCUUUGGUCCCACCAUGAAAAGCUUGUCAUUGUGGAUCACCAGAUUUGCUUUAUUGGAGGACUGGACUUAUGCUUUGGUCGUUAUGACACAUGUGAACACAAAGUGGGCGACUGCCCUCCUCAAGAAUGGCCAGGAAAGGAUUAUUAUAACCCAAGGGAAUCUGAACCAAAUUCAUGGGAAGAUAUGAUGAAAGAUGAAUUGGAUCGUGGAAAAUAUCCUCGAAUGCCUUGGCAUGAUGUCCAUUGUGCUCUUUGGGGACCACCUUGUCGUGAUGUAGCUAGGCACUUCGUACAGCGUUGGAACUAUGCCAAGAGAAAUAAAGCUCCAUAUGAGGAAGCAAUUCCACUACUUAUGCCCCAGCAGCACAUGGUUAUUCCGCACUAUAUGGGGCAAAACAAAGAGAUGGAAGUUGAAAGAAAGGAUAUUGAAGAUAAUGUAAAAGGCAUUAAAAGGCAGGAUUCAUUUUCUUCUAGAUCAUCUUUACAAGACAUUCCUCUUCUUUUGCCUCAGGAAGCUGAUGGGCCUGAUGGUUCUGGUGUAGGCCCAAAAUUAAAUGGGUUGGACUCUACCCCUGGCAGAAGCCUCCCACAUGCGUUCCGGAAAUCCAAAAUUGAAUCGGUUGUUCCAGACAUGCCAAUGACAAGCUUUGUAGAUGACCAUGAUGCCUUGGACCUUCAUGUGAAAGUGUCUCCAGAUUUAUCAGCACAGGCUUGCUCCAAAACUUCUGACUUGGAGUGGUGGGAAACACAAGAAAGGGUUGAUCAGGUUGGUUCUAUGGAUCAAAGUGGGCAAGUUGGUCCUCGUGUUUCUUGUCAUUGUCAGAUUAUAAGGAGUGUGAGUCAGUGGUCUGCUGGAACAAGCCAAAUUGAAGAGAGCAUUCACCAUGCUUAUUGUUCUCUUAUAGAGAAAGCAGAGCACUUUGUCUACAUCGAGAGGGUUGGUGGUUGCACAGGUAUCAUCCCAUCAUUGGACUACCCAGCUGUGCUUGGUACCCUUCACCAUCCAAGCUAUGGCCAAGGCACUCUAUUCCUCAUGGAAGUUUCAUAUUCUGAUGUUAAGGCAGAUUGUCUUUCAGGAGAUGACAUUAUACAGAAUCGUGUGUUAGAAGCAUUGUAUCGGCGUAUUAUGCGAGCAUUUAAUGAUAAGAAGUGUUUCAGGGUUAUUAUUGUCAUACCAGUACUUCCUGGUUUCCAGGGUGGUGUAGAUGAUGGUGGUGCAGCAUCCGUCAGAGCCAUCAUGCAUUGGCAAUAUCGAACUAUUUGCAGGGGACAGAAUUCAAUAUUGCAUAAUCUUUAUGAUCUUCUUGGUCCGAAAGCACAUGAUUACAUUUCUUUCUAUGGCCUUAGAGCUUAUGGUCAACUUUUUAAUGGUGGUCCUGUAGCCACCAGUCAGGUUUAUGUCCAUAGCAAAAUCAUGAUAAUUGAUGACCAUGUAACCUUGAUUGGAUCGGCUAAUAUUAAUGACAGGAGUUUGCUUGGAUCACGAGAUUCUGAGAUUGGGAUACUUAUUGAAGACAAAGAGUUAGUGGGCUCAUUGCUGGGAGGGAAGCCUUGGAAGGCUGGGAAAUUUGCUCUUAGUCUCCGCCUUUCAUUGUGGUCUGAACACCUUGGUCUUCGUGCCAAAGAGAUCAAUAAAGUAAUCGACCCAGUAAUUGAUUCAACUUACAAAGACAUAUGGAUGUCAACUGCAAAGGGCUUUCCAUAUGGGUUGAGGGCAGUGUUCGAUAGUUCGAAAGCUUGCAUUAAUAGGACAAACACCAUGAUCUAUCAGGAUGUCUUUUCUUGUGUGCCUAAUGACCUUAUACAUACGAGAGCUGCACUCAGACAAAAUAUGGUGUUCUGGAAGGAUAGGCUUGGCCAUACCACCAUUGAUUUAGGGAUAGCCCCUCAAAAGCUUGAAUCUUACCAAAAUGGAGACAUAAAGAACACUGAUCCACUGGAGAGAUUACAGUCGGUGCGGGGGCAUCUUGUUUCUUUCCCUCUGGACUUCAUGUGCAAGGAAGACUUAAGACCUGUGUUUAAUGAGAGCGAGUAUUAUGCAUCCCAAGUUUUUCAUUAA
Messenger RNA from Dovyalis caffra, 3648 nucleotides. Lineage: Eukaryota; Viridiplantae; Streptophyta; Magnoliopsida; Malpighiales; Salicaceae. The record is from the annotation of a GenBank genome assembly.